AUGAGUAAUAAGAAAAGAAGCAAAAAUGAAAACGACGAAUCUACAUCAUUACCUUUAGAAAAUUCCGAGUUAUUAAUCGAAUAUAUACAUAAUUUAAAGAACUGUUUAAAUGUAUAUAGGAGAGAGAUUCAAGAAAAAAAUAAAUAUAUUAGUAUCAUAAAAAAUGAUUUAAGUUUCCAUGAAUGUAUGUUAACUAAUGUAAAUGUUGUAUGGAGUGUGUUUAAUAACGAUUUAUUAAACUUUAUUUGUAAUAAUGAAAAGAAAGAAGAAAAUGAAGAAGGGGAGGAUACACAAAAAAAAAGAAACAUAGGUGAUGAGAUAAAUGAAUAUAAUAAUAUAAUAAAAUUACAAAAUGAUGAACAUGUAAAAGACAAUAAUGUAAUUAAAGAAGAUCUCGAAGAUGAAGCCAAUCAGAAAUUUUUGAUGAAAUCACCUUAUUAUAAUAUAGAAAAUUUUUUACAAGUAUUUUUAAAAUAUAUUAAUAAGAAGAAGAAAAAGAAAAAGGUAAAGGAUGAAGGUAAGAAAGAAAAAAAUGAGGAAAAAAAAAAUGAGCACGUUGAAGAAGAAGAAGACGAAGAAGAUGAAGAGGAGGAAGAAAAUGAAAAUAAAGAGGAUGAAGAAUUUUUCAAAACAUUUGUAUCUUUUGAUUUGUAUCAUAAUGAAAAUGAAAAGAAUAUAUUUUAUGAUAAAAAUUUAGUUAAAAGAGAAAAGGAUAAUAUGGAUGACGCUCCACGUAAUAACAAUAUGUGUGAUAAUUAUGAUAUAUAUAAUGAGGGAAGAGAAAUGUUGGAUAAGGUUAAAUCAUAUUCAGGUGAUGAAAAAGUAAAUAGAAGAGAUAACGAUAAAUCUUAUGAUUCUGUAAAAAAUGAAAGUGAAGAAAAAGAAGAAAAAAAAAAUGUGGUAAAUAAUAAAAAAAGAAGUUUGGAAUGUAAUCCAAAUGAAGUAAAAAGAAUUUGUUCCUCUUUAGAAGAGAAGAUAGGAACUGUUCAAAGUGUAAAAGUAAAGGAAUAUAAUGAAUUAGAUAAUGAAAAGGCUGAAAAAAACCAAAAUGAUGAUAAUACCAUUUGUAAUAAUAAAGGUGAGAAUAUAAUGGAAAAGGAAGAUAAAUCAUAUUAUAAGAUGAAUAAUAAAAAUUAUACAAAUGAAGAAGAUAAAAAAACAAAACAAAUAAAUAUAGAUUAUUUAAAAAAAAAAAUCAAGUGUAAUCAAGACCUUUUUGAGGAGACGAUACAAAAAUGUUUUUUGAUAAAUUUAAAGAAGACAUUAAAUCUUAUAAAUCAAAUUAUGUAUUUAAAAAAUGUUGAAUUCAGGAAAUAUAACUUAGAUUAUAUACGCAAAAUAAAUUAUGAGAAAUGUUUCUAUUAUAAAAAUUAUGUUGAGAUAAAAAAGAAAAUAAACGAAUUACAAAAGGAUAACGAAAGUUUAAAAAUUCAGGUGGAUAGAUUAGAGAAAAAAAAAGCUACAUUAAUAUAUAAAUUGAAUAAUGAUAAUAUUCGUAAACAUAUUCUUGAUGAUAAUAUUAAGAAUUAUCAAAAUAGUAUUGAUAAUAGAAAAGUAAGUUAUUUUGAGGAAGGGGAUAGUUCAUAUAAACGUAAUAAUAAAAAUGAUCUUACAGAUAAUGACAAUAGUGAUGAUGAUAAUAAUAAUUACAAUAGUGAGGAUAAUUAUAAUAGUGAGGAUAAUGAAAAUAAUAAUCGUAAUUAUAAAUUUCAUAAUAAACAUAAGAAAGAUUCUUUGAAUGAAGAUGAUGUAAAAAAAAAUUGCUUAAAUGUAUGCCACAAAAUUAACAGUGAUUCUAAUAUUUUUGUUCAUGUUGAAAAUGUUAUAACAAAACAAAAUAUUAUACAUAGUGAACCAUUUCGAAAUUUAUUAAAAGAAUCUAAUGAAUUAUAUAUUAUAUUAAAAGAGAAAGAGAAAGAAAACAUUAUUCUAAAAAAUGAAAUAUUAAAGAUGGAAAAUAAAAAGGAUGAAGAAUAUGAACAGUUAUUAAAUAGUACUAUUGAAGAUAAGAAGGAAUUAACUAGAAGUAUUAAAGAAUUAGAAGUAAAUAUGAUGACAUGUAAUAUGGAAAAAGAUAAAAUAAGUAAUAAAGUGAAUACAUUAGAAUACGAAAUAAAUGUAUUAAAAAAUAUUGACAAGAAUCAAACCAUGCAAUUACAACAAAAAGAAAGUGAUAUUUUAAAGAUGAAGUUGUAUAUUGAGAAAUUGAAAUUGUCUGAGAAAAAUUUAAAAGAUAAAAUUAUAUUAUUAGAGAAUGAAAAGGAUAAAAAAAUAUUGAGUCCUGUAAAUAUGAUAGAUAAUUCGUUUAAUGAUGGAUCCAUAUGUGAGGAAGGAGGAAGAAUUCACCUGACCGAUAUUCAAAAUGAUAGUGAUGAUAAAAAAAGGUUUAAUGAGUUAUAUAUAGAAAACCAGAAAUUAAAAGAAGAAUUAAACAAAAAAAAAAAUGUAGAAGAGGAAUUGUGUAGCUUAAAGAAAAAUUAUAAUAUAAUUAAUGAAGAAAUUGAAGAAAUAACAAAAGAAUUUGAAAAAAAACAAGAACAAGUUGAUGAAAUGAUAUUACAAAUAAAAAAUAAAGAAUUAGAAUUAUUGGAUAAAUUUAAUAAUAAAAUAAAUAAAGCUUAUGUAGAAGAAAAAUUAAAAGAAUUAAAAAAUACUUAUGAAGAAAAGAUGAAACAUAUAAAUAAUAUAUAUAAAAAACAUGAUGAUUUUGUUAAUAUUUAUUUAAAUUUAUUUUUUCAAGCAAGAAAAAAUACAGUACUUUCUGAUAGUCAAAGAGAAGAACAAAUGAAUUUAUUUAUAAAAUUAAAAGAUAAAUAUGAUAUCAUAUUUCAAAAAAAAAUAGAAUUAACAGACAUUUUAAAAAAUGUUUAUGAUUGUAAUAAAAAAUUAAUAGGACAUUGUCAAGAUUUAGAAAAAGAAAAUUCUACUCUUCAGAAUAAAUUAUCUAACGAAAUAAAAAAUUCAAAAAUGUUAUCAAAAAAUUUAUCUAAAAAUUCUGAUGAUCAUUUAUUAAUUGAAGAAAAUAAUGAAUUAAGAAGAAGAUUAAUAUGUAGUGUAUGUAUGGAAAACUUUAGGAAUUAUAUUAUUAUCAAAUGUGGUCAUAUUUAUUGUAACAAUUGUAUAUUCAAUAAUUUAAAAACAAGAAAUAGAAAAUGUCCACAGUGUAAAGUACCAUUUGAUAAAAAAGAUCUACAAAAAAUUUUUCUUGACUAA
This is a messenger RNA of Plasmodium adleri (nom. inval.), 3213 nucleotides long. Its product is annotated as trophozoite exported protein 1. Gene Ontology annotation, biological process: proteasome-mediated ubiquitin-dependent protein catabolic process. NCBI's taxonomy places the organism in Eukaryota, Apicomplexa, Aconoidasida, Haemosporida, Plasmodiidae. Bases 1 to 3213 code for a protein of 1070 amino acids. The record is from RefSeq and is a predicted model, not a curated record. Gene Ontology annotation, molecular function: metal ion binding; ubiquitin protein ligase activity. The transcript has a single exon.